CUUCAGGAACAUCUAGUGGAAGCAAUUCAACAAUCACUCAGAAGUCUUACGACAAGGCUGGAGUAUCUAAGCGCAGACGGAAAAAAUAUCGGAAGUCGAGCAGCGUUGACUCAGACGAACCACAAAGUAGUCAAAGGAAACGAAAGCCUAGCUACGACGCCUCAAGCGUGUUUCAGUAUAUGCAUGACCCAUCUUUUAAUACUUCCAAUUACGACGUGUCCGGAAUGGCUAGUGACGUCUCUUCUCCACCUUUCGACCAAGUGAAGCAGCGACAAGAUCCAAUCUCACAUUGGAAAGAUCAAAUGGGGUCAUAUCCUUCCCCACCAGCAUCCAUACAUCUCGAAACAGCAGAUGACAAAGAUGUUGAGCGAGAUGAUCAUAAUCUCCAUCCCGAAAUUUCUGUGAAGGCCAGCAGUCCGGGUGUUCCUGGUACACCAUUGAUUGCAUCUGGAGCUCCGGAACAGCCGGCAGAUGAUGCUAGCGAUAGUAGCAGUGAUGAAUCUAGUGACAAUGAUGAUGAAGGAAAUGGGGACGGAGAUGACGAGUGCCGUGAACAAGGGAGUGAACACAACGAAGCAGCGAAAGCACCCUAUGAGGACCAGGUCCAAGACAGCACAGGCUUAGAGCCAUUCCGCUACGGCAGCAACAAUGCAGCACCUGGUCCUUCCGAUGUCGAGCAUGACCAUUCUGCCCGCUUAAGAGCCCAGGAGGAACAAAUAAGGCAUCACAUGCUACACAGUCCAAGCCCGCAACCGCAGCAUGAUUCUCGAUUCUAUGCGCCAGGGACUAUGUCGCCACGUCCACCUGUCCCCUUUGUAUCGCCUUUCCAGUACAUGGAACCACCAUCACGAUAUGGAUUAUCACCAGUGCCAUUGUAUCAUCCACAACCGAAUCCUCCCCCUGUACCCGUUUUGCCACAGUACACACAGAUACAUCAACCAUCACCUUUUCCCCCUCCGGAAGUUAUUGACAGAAGUAGGGAGACUAUUACUGGAUAUGAAUUAAUAGCGCAUCGAAUGACAGAAAAACCCAAGGAUGCAAAUGAUGACAAGAAAAGCAUACCACCUAUGUAUCGGAAGUUUGAACAUCUCAACCACCGAAUCCUGCUACACCUCCAAGACGAAAUCACUGAACUAGAGGAGGAGCUUCGGUUUCUAGACGAGAGCAUUGCGCAGAUGGCGCCCCGUGGAAGAGACGGCAGCAUACAACCUGCCUCAAGGCGUGCCGAUGCGCGUUAUGGUAACGAUCUACACUAUCGAAGAACCGAAAUAUUGGGGAAGGUCUACGUGAAGCUGGGACAAUAUAACCAAGCGCUGUCCUCUUUCCACUCGGUCAAAGCCAUCGAAGGCCCGAAGACAGACGACAUCAAUGAUUUCACUUCCUGGCUAGAGCAGCAUACUCCAGUCGACAAGAUAGAGACGCAAUUCCUCACGAAAAAAGAUGAUUUGCUCAAUAUAAAUACCACAACAACACAGGCAACGCAACUUCACCAUGCCCCUGAAACAGCCAGUCUAUCACCCGCUUGGGACUCUAUACAUCCAGCCAUGUUCGUGUCUCCGUUCGCUUUCUUAGUCCCUCUCUUCGCCAUCGUCUUCAUCCCAGGAACGGUCGCCCGAAUGAUCGCCUUAGCUGCCACAGCACUGGCAAUAGCGUCGCUCAUAAGCCUCACACGGCUCCACGCCUGUAUGGCGCAUCGAGACUGGGCGAUCUGUGGCUCAAUAUAUUUUGGUCUCAUGAGUGUCCUCGCGGCGCUCAUUCGCUAGCCUUGCAUUGGCUAGUCACUGCCGUCCGGCGAGUUGACCUUUGCGACUCGUCAACGAGCCGAUCUCAUCUAACUAUACGGCUAAGGCGUUUGAGUAGCCUAUACGAACACCGAGCUUUCUCUAUAACGAAUUCUUCGUGCACUGGACGGCGAUA
Messenger RNA from Pseudovirgaria hyperparasitica, 1917 nucleotides. RefSeq lists its product as uncharacterized. The record is from RefSeq and is a predicted model, not a curated record. Lineage: Eukaryota; Fungi; Ascomycota; Dothideomycetes; Acrospermales; Acrospermaceae. The coding region runs from base 180 to 1763 and encodes 527 amino acids. The transcript is spliced from 3 exons.